Melanotaenia boesemani (Boeseman's rainbowfish) is the source of this 2437-nucleotide messenger RNA. RefSeq names its product heparan sulfate glucosamine 3-O-sulfotransferase 2-like. Lineage: Eukaryota; Metazoa; Chordata; Actinopteri; Atheriniformes; Melanotaeniidae. Gene Ontology annotation, molecular function: [heparan sulfate]-glucosamine 3-sulfotransferase activity. The transcript has 2 exons. The coding region runs from base 292 to 1410 and encodes 372 amino acids. The record is from RefSeq and is a predicted model, not a curated record.
GUGCGUAAUGACUACGGAGACUUCAAGGAGUUUUAAGAGAGGAUGUCAAAUCCAACCUGAGUCCAUAGCGACCAGACGCGUUCUCUUUAGUGUCCUCAAGAAGUGGGAAUGUGGAGUAUUAAUGGAUUGUAUUAUUCUGCUGCGCAGUGAAGCGAUGGGAGAACUUUUCUGAUUUCUGAUCUCUUUCUGAUUUCUGUCAGGGGACAGUUCAGCCACUUGUGCAAGAAAACAAAUAGAGAGGAUGGGACGCAAAAUCAGUUAGAAAACCAUGCGCUGUUCAUAUAUGGAGAGAUGGCAUGCGUGCUCCUCUUCAGUCGACUUGUCCCCUUUUCGCACCGGCUCAAAGGAACGUCAGUUUGCUUGUUAUCUCUUUUUCUUUCGUAUUUGUGCUACUGUGCACUACUUCCCAACGAUACCGUCAUGCAAAAGCCAGGUGAUCCAACGCCCAGCUGUCAGCCAGCCGAUGGAGCCAAACGGCGCCUCCAGAAAUCAUUGUCCUGUCUUGCACCAAUUGAUGCAAGAACGAGUAGCGCAGAUGGAACAUCUCAGCUGAAAACGGACCAAAGACAUCCUUCCACUCCUCACGUCGUCAGGAAUGACACGCCCAGUCCUCCCGUGAGUCAUUUAAAGUUUGGCAAUAAAAAGUUACCAAAUGCGAUCAUCGUUGGUGUGAAAAAAGGGGGAACGAGAGCUGUUCUGGAGUUCAUAAGGAUUCAUCCGGACGUGCGAGCAGCUGGAACAGAAACUCACUUCUUCGAUAGGAAUUAUGACAGAGGCUUGGAAUGGUACAGAAGUCUAAUGCCAAGGACCCUUGAAAGCCAAAUCACUAUGGAGAAGACACCGAGCUACUUUGUGACUAAAGAGACUCCACGCCGAAUCUCUGCUAUGUCCCAAGAUACCAAGCUCAUUGUGGUUGUCCGUGACCCUGUCACCCGAGCAAUAUCAGAUUACACUCAGACUUUAUCCAAAACCCCAGACUUGCCGAGCUUCCAGGAGUUGGCCUUCAGAAACCAGAGCCUUGGCAUUGUGGACAUGUCCUGGAAUGCCAUUCGGAUUGGCCUGUACGCUCUGCAUCUUGAAAACUGGCUCCGCUACUUCCCUUUGACUCAGAUCCACUUUGUGAGUGGAGAGCGUCUUAUCACAGACCCAGCAGGGGAGUUGGCUCGGGUGCAGGACUUCCUUGGAUUAAAACGCAUCGUGACCGACAAACACUUCUAUUUCAACCGCACCAAGGGCUUCCCUUGCCUUAAAAAGCCAGAGAGCAGUGGAUCGCCUCGAUGUCUGGGCAAGUCCAAGGGCAGAACUCAUGUGCAGAUAGACAGAGAGGCUAUCGAGCAGCUACGAGAUUUCUACAGACCUUAUAAUGAAAAGUUCUAUGAAAUGGUGGGGCAUGACUUCAAGUGGGAGUAGAAGCCGAACACUGUAUUUUUACAUGUAACAAGUCAUUUGGAUUUAAAAUAGUUUGCCUCAAGUAAGACUGAGGUGGUCUCUAGACAAUUUUAAAAUUCUUUCAUGUGACUCUAAUGAACAAAAGCACUUGCACUUGCGGUUACCAACAACAGCAUCCUGUUUGUUGCUAGCCAUAGUUGUAGCUUCAAGAUUAUACUAUUAUGGUUGGACUAUCUGUAGAGUAUUGCUGACUAGUUUGCUGACUUCCUCAUAGAAGAGGGGAUUCCAAGGAUUAGUUCCUCUCAAAGUCUCCCUCACUAAUCAAGGCAGAGCUUAAAUGCAAGACCUUGGAAAAUGUCAGUGAAGUCUUCAGGGAGAGCAGUAUUAAGCUGCAGCACUGUGGUGAGAAGUCCAAAAUGUAAAGCCAUAUAGGAAGUAUGAACCACGUGAUUUUUUUAAGCUCAGCAUGACUCAGAUAAAUUAGUAUAUGCAUUAACAUCAGUGCUUUGUUUGCAAAGUGUGUGUAUAUUUUUGUAACAAGGGUAUCUUAUCACAAUGCUUGUCCAUGAACUUCAUUAAAGGAAACCCACUCCCACUCUCUGCUUUUGCUUGGUGUCGAGAAACACCAGCACUGAAAAAGCCACUUCAAUGAAAAAUCUGAGCCUCUUAGAAAAUGGUUGGCUCUUUACCUUUUUUUUCUCUCUUUUCACAUAUAGUUUGUUCGGUUAUGGUUCAGACCACCAUUCUUUGAGGCUGAUUGCAUGCUGUAAGGUUGUCGUGUGCCUCAGAGCUGGCGGUAGGGGUAUGAGUGGGUGUAGGUGUAAGGAAUUUCAAUCACUUUUCAAAGACAAACUAGAGAACACCUGGACGUGGUGGGUUAUCAAAUAGAUUCUGGAACCGUGUGUCACAAUAUUGCAGUGAAAAGUUUAGAUGAAGUUGUGUGAAUACUAAAGCAAGCUCUGACCUUCCUGCAAAAGCAAAAGAACAUUUGAUGAUACGUGAACAUGGAUUGUAUUCUGUGGUUUAGAGGCAUUUGCAUGAAAUGACA